This is a messenger RNA of Daphnia magna, 1651 nucleotides long. RefSeq names its product protein ALP1-like. The record is from RefSeq and is a predicted model, not a curated record. The transcript is spliced from 3 exons. Lineage: Eukaryota; Metazoa; Arthropoda; Branchiopoda; Diplostraca; Daphniidae. The coding region runs from base 1 to 1170 and encodes 389 amino acids.
AUGGAUAACUACGAUUUUGACGUGUACCAGUGGAAAACCAAAUGUGUUGUUGGAUUCACAGCUCUUUUAUUUGCGGUAACUCUACUUAAAAAGAAAUAUCUUAUUCGUAAAAGACAUCCGUUAGGACGUCCGUGGACAAGAUCUUUUAACAAAGAAGAAAAUCGAGCUAAACACUCUUGGUACUUUACUAUUCUUAAAGAGGCUGCUUUGUCUGAUUCCUACACGUUUCAGAAUUUCACACGCAUGUCCCCAAUUUGCUUUGAGAAAUUGCUUAAAGAAAUUGGUGGUCAUCAUGAAAUGCAAAGGAAACAUACCAAAAUGAGAACGUGUAUCACAGCAGGAGAAAGAUUGGCACUCACCCUACGAUAUUUUGCCACUGGUGAUAAUCUUCAUACCCUUGCGUAUGGAUUUAGAGUAGCUUCUUCUACUGCAUGCCUUAUUACUCGAAGUACAGCAAUAGCAAUUUAUGAGGAAUUUGCAUCAAAAUACCUAGCUGUGCCAAAUGCAGAUAAAUGGAGAAGGGUUGUCCAAGAAUACUACACAAAAUGGAACUAUCCCAACUGUUGUGGUGCAAUAGAUGGCAAACACAUCGCUAUUAUUUGUCCACCACACAGUGGGUCUCUUUACCAAAACUACAAAGGCUUUAAAAGCAUCGUGUUAAUGGCGAUAGCUGGUGCUAAUUACGAAGUUUUGAUGUUUGAUCUUGGUGAAUAUGGAAGACAAUCUGAUAGUGGGAUUUGGUGCUCGUCUGAUUUACGCAAAGCCUUCAAAAACAGACAAUUAGAUCUUCCAGCACCAUCUGCUCUUCCUUUGUCACAAGAAGGCUCUUUAGUGCACCCAAUGAUUCUUGUUGGUGACGAUGCCUUUGAGCUUACUGAUUACAUGAUGAAAGGAUAUCCCGGUAGGAGAACUCUACUUCCUCAGCAUGAAACUAUCUACAAUUAUAGACAUUCUCGAGCCAGGCGAACUUCGGAAAAUUUAUUUGGAAUUCUAGCAACAAGGUGGAGGUUAUUCCUAACAGCUGUGAACGCAAAACCUGAGAAUGUAGAACAUUAUACUCGUGCAGUUUUAGUCCUGCAUAACUUGUUGAUUGCUGAAUGCAACACCUAUGUAAGAAAAGUAACAUCAGACUAUUUCGACAGAAACGGUGGCCUGUUUGAUGGAGAUUAGAGAGAUGAUGAAGUAUAUAAUAAUGCGGCAAGUUUUAAUAACAUGGAACACUCUUAUAGUCGAAAUGCAACGCAAAAGGCAAAGAAGUUGCGUAAUUCAUACAAACAAUAUUUUUGCCAUGAAGGAAGUGUACCGUGGCAAUAUGUCAUUUCUAAUUUUACAAGUAAAAACACCUGAAUAAAUGCAUUAGCAUUAUGAAUACAAUUAUGUAUUUCUUUUCCGAGUUUCAACAAAUAAACGAUUCAUGAACAAAAAAUGAUGCCGGGGAGAAACUAUUUUAAAAUGGAGGAACAUAACGUUUCAAAGUAAAGCAAUAUCUUAGUGAAGAUUGGCACAGGAAAUAUUUAUCCGCAUUAACAGUCGCAAAGGUCGUUAGACCAAAAUUAAAAUCAAUUGAACAUUUGAAAGACAAAAAAAAAAUUUUAUAAAAAUUAAACUGAUGGCUUCCACUUCUUGUACGUAGCGUAUAGAUUUUCCAUAC